GCAUCAGCGUCGGCUAGGAAUCGUUUGUGGCGCUGAACAUCGACCGAUGUGUCAGUGAUGCCCCACCACCAACAACAACACCAGCAACAGCAGCCGAGGAAAACGCAUGCAAAGUGGCGUUGCCAGCAGCAGCAGCAGUGGAGAAAGAAUUGAAAGAAGUUGAAAGAACUUGUACCCACCCAGCUGCCAGAACAGAACGGUGUGGUGUGGUUGUGUUUGAGGGUCUUGCUCCUGUGUUUGCUCGCCGUUUUCGGUACAAACGCUCACAAAACAAUCUUCGCAAAAGGUACAAAAGAGAGUGUGAAAACCAAGCCUGUCGAGAAAUGGGAAAAAUAAGUUGAAGGUAAUUAAGAGCAGGAGAAAAUUCGGAGCAAUGUGCAGUGUUUGAAGUGAAGCAAAAAGCUCGCUCGGAAAAAAAAGUCGGGAAAAGUGUUGUUGUAAGUGGAAAGCGACAGCAAAAAAAAAGAAAGAAGGAAAAACACAGUGCCCCCCUCCAUCCCUUUGAAUCUCGUUUCCAAAAAAAGUGGCAGAAAAUCUAUGUUGCGAUUCGCAAACUGUGUGCGUGUGUAGCUGUGUGUGUGUGUGUGCGUACGUUCCUGUGCGUGUGUGUGCGUCUCGGGCUCUGUGUGUGCGUUUUUAUCCUUGUGUGUGCGCGCGGGUACGCGUGUCGGAUAACAGGGGGCCAGUUUCCUGGAAAAUCUCGGUCAACGGUGGUGUGUUUUCUUUUUGGCUCAUCGCCGUGUGCGUGUGUGCGUCUGUAAAGGGGUGUGUGUGUGCGUUUGCUGUGUAACAAGAUUUACAGCUGUGUAAAAUCCAGCACACCCAGCAAUCUCAUCAAGUGUGCAAGUUCCCUUCAUACUACCUGUGUGCGUACCUGUGUGCGUGUGAGUGUGUGUGUCGCGAUGUAAAGUGUGUGUGAUCCGUUUCGUUCCAUAUAUAUUUUUUUGUUCUUUUUGUGUCGCUUUGUAUGCGAUAAAAGUGUAUCCUGAGUGUGGUGCCACACAGCGACGAGGGUUUCCUUUUCUUCCCCCCGCUUCGAACACCCCGUGGGAAAGAAGCAAAAAUAAAGAAAAAAUGUGCCAGUGCAGUGAAUAGAAGGAUAUUCGAUUGUGCUGUGGUGUCUUUUUCUUUAUUCCUACCACCAUCUUCUUCUUCCUCUUCGGCCGUGCCCGCUCGAUGGAUGCAAAAAUGGUGUUCCGCAGCAGUAGUGUGAGCACAUACUGCAAAGAAGCAGUAUAAGUAGACAUCAACAUCCCGUUGCAGAAGCGGCAGCAGCAGCAGCAACAUACACACACGUGUAUCGGCUUGUACGCGGAUAUCGGAAACAGGGCAGGCGACGACCGUACGCUGUCGAGACAGGAUAAUAAGGCAGUCACAGCAAGAGAAAAAGGACACAGAAGGCGGCAAGGCGAAACAGCGAAAUCCGGCGCUGCGGCGAAUAAGGACUUUCUAGGCGAAUGUGAAGGAUUGUGUGAUGUAAAACGAACGUUUUCUCCACGAAACUGCACACAAAACUUCUCUGCUGGAGGUGUGAAGAAAGGAAGAGAGAACAAGAGAAUUGAAAUGAGGCUGUAAAAAGAAUCGUAUCGAGAAUACAGACACACACUAACACUAUGACCGUUAGUGUACGGCACUGUCAGUCAGCGUUUGUUUUAGAAGCAGCAGCAGCAGCAGCAGUUACAGUAGCGCCGGCAACCCUUUGCACCAGGUCCGCACAACCGGCAGCUGGUCCGGCAGGAUCGGGUCCCCGUUCGGCAGCCUCCGGGGAGCAUGUUGGUUGCGAGCAGCGGUCGCCUGUUCGCGCACUGUGAUGUCGUAGAUAUGGACUGUAACGCUGGCAACAGUAACGGUGGCAACGGCAGCAACAGUAACGGUGCUAACGGCGUCGGUGCUAACCUCUUCACCCGGCAGCACUCGAUAACGGGGAUUGGCGGCGGCGGCAACGGGUACUCGCUGCUGUUGGCAAACGGCGGUGCGCCAGUCGGCUCGUCCGGCAUACCGUCCAGCAGCACCAGCUCGCUGCGGUGCGACAAGGUGAACGGUAACGCGUCGUCGACGAUCCUGGGCAGCAACAGCAUCAUCGGCGGCGGCAGCAGCAACAAUAUCAGCAGCCUCGGCACGGGCGGGCUGACCACGUUCCAGCCGGCCCUGAUUGGGCCGCCGUCCUCGCUGAAAACGUCCUCGCUGACCUCGUCCGCGAUCCUGUUCGGGGGCAGCAGCGGUAAUUUGAGCAGCAUCGGCGGGAAACCGACGGGCACGGGCGGCGGUACGCACAAGUGGAUCGGUUCGCUGUGUGAUGGUGCUACCUCAAUCGGGUACAGCAGCGGUAGCAGCAGCAAACUGAAUCAGCAACUCCACUUCCAGCAUCCUCAGCAGCAGCAGCAGCAGCAACAGUUGCUUCUACUUCAGCAUCAUCAGAAUAAGCAUCAUCAUCCUCAUCUGUCUCAGCAGCAACAGCAGCAGCAGGGAUCUCAUCCACAGCACCACCAUCACCACAGCUUGCCGGUGACGACGAGUGGCCCCAGCGGUAGCAACAUGCUGGACAGUCUGACCUUUCGCCUGUGCGAUGUGGAUGGCGCGGUGGCCAGCACCAUGUCCAACCCGAACGGUGGCAACGGGGCAAGCAAUGGAGCUUCCACGAACGGCAGUACGGCGGGGGGAGGCGGAGGAAGCAUACUGAUGGUGGUGCCGCCCCAAUCGGGCAGCGGGAAACAGUCACAUUCCUCCGCAAUCAAUGCCGGUGGUGGCGGUGGCGAGCGGCACUCGUACGCUUCCCAUGACCAUCAGCACCAGCAGAAAAUGGUGGCAGCCCAGCAGCAUCACCAUCAGCAGCAGCAGCAGCACCAGCAACACAGUAGCAAUACAAGCAGUAGUAGUAGCAAUAACAGUGCUGCAAUUGCCGCCGCGAGUGACGUCCCAAUAAACUACAGCAAAAUGACGCGCAUCAGCAAGAUGGGUCUCAGUGCCGAUGCGGUCCAUCAGCACCAGCAGCAGCAGCAGCACCAUCACCACCACCAUCAUCAUGACAGUUCGGCUUCGGUCUCGAUACUGCCCACCUCGUCCGCUGCCGCCGUGCAGCAGCAGCAGCAGCAAGCGCAACAGCAAGCCCUGCACAAGCAGCAGCUGCACCAUCUGCGCAGUACGGUCGGCGGGAGCAGCGGUAAUGUGGCGAAAGGGAAUGAUGCUUCCGCCGCCGCCAGCUACUGCAAGGUGACGCGCAUCGGCAACAUCACGCUGAUGGACCCGGAAGACCAAACGAUGCUGCCGUCGCACCUGCUGGGCAACAGCAGCAACAGCAGCACUACGGGCGGCAGCAGCGGCGGCAGCAGCAGCAACAACACGAUGAAGAAGGACGAGGUGAGCUUGACGAAGGUGGCCAAGUUGGGACACUCGGUUGAUCAAAAGGUGUGUGAUUUGCAGCAACAUUUCAUUCAGCAUCAUCAGCACCAGCUGCAACAGAUGCAGCAGCAGCAGCAGCAGCAGCAACAGGGUGCACAAAAGCAACAUGCUCAGCAGCAGCAGCAGAAAGAGCAGCAGGGUAAUGGUGGGGAGGAGGUGCGAAUAACGGAGAGCUUGGCCCCGUUCGAGGUGCUGCGGCUGUACAUGGACAAGCUGACGCAGUACGAGCAUCACGAGAUCUACAACUAUCCUCGCAUUUACUUCAUCGGUGCGAACGCGAAGAAGCGGCGCGGGGCGGGCAACUCCGACUACGACAACGAGCAGGGCUCGUACAUCCAUAUCGCGCACGACCACAUAGCGUACCGGUACGAGGUGCUGAAGAUCAUCGGCAAGGGCAGCUUCGGGCAGGUGGUGAAGGCGUACGACCAUCGCAACUUCCAGCACGUGGCGCUGAAGAUGAUCCGCAACGAGCAGCGGUUCCACCGGCAGGCGCAGGAGGAAAUUCGCAUCCUGAAGCAUCUGCGGGCGCAGGACCGGUAUAACUCGAUGAACAUCAUCCACAUGUACGACAGCUUCGUGUUUCGCAACCACAUGUGCAUUACGUUCGAGCUGCUGUACAUCAACCUGUACGAGCUGAUCAAGAAGAACAAGUUCAAGGGCUUCAGCAUGCAGCUGGUGCGCAAGUUCACCCACUCGCUGCUGAAGUGCCUGGACGCGCUGUACAAGAACAAGAUCAUCCAUUGUGAUAUGAAGCCGGAGAACAUCCUGCUCAAGCAGCAGGGCCGCUCGGGCAUUAAGGUGAUCGAUUUCGGGUCUAGCUGCUUCGAGAACGAGCGCGUCUACACGUACAUCCAGUCGCGGUUCUACCGGGCGCCGGAGGUGAUCCUCGGCGCCAAGUACGACAUGGCGAUCGACAUGUGGUCGCUCGGGUGCAUCGUGGCGGAGCUGUACACCGGGUCGGCGCUGCUGCCCGGCGAGGACGAGUACGACCAGAUGGCGUGCAUUAUCGAGCUGCUCGGCAUGCCGCCGCUCAAGCUGCUGCACAAUGCGCGGUGGCCGUCGCGCUACUUUGCGUACGACGGGGACGAUCAGUUCCCGCACUACUGCUCGCUCAGCUUCCGGGAGGAUGGGCGGGAGGAGAUCCAGGGUAGCUAUAGCAAGCGGGGACGCUACCGCGGUGCGCCCGGCACGCGCGAUCUCGCCAAGGUGCUGAACUACUGUGACGAGCUGUUCCUCGACUUCGUGAAGCACUGUCUGCGGUGGGAUCCGAAGCGCCGCAUGACGCCGCAGGAAGCGCUCAACCACAACUGGUUCCACCGGAUGCUGCCCCAGUCGCCGCAGGUGGUGAAGGUGAGCGAUGGCGGGUCGGAGUCGGCCGCCUCCACGACGGUUAGCAGCGGCACGGUGGCCGGCGGCAGCUCGUCCCACUCGACGGCCAGCUCGAUCAGCAAGCAGCUGAGCUCUUCGAUGGUGAGCGGCGGCGGCGGCACGCUGGAAAGCAAUGCGGGAGGCAGUUUGGCGGCAGCGGCGGCGGCAGCGGCCGCCGGCACCAUUUCCAUGGGCUCCUAGCAGAAGAAAGCGCUCGCAGCGGUGGCAACCUCCUCGUCGUCCGGGGGGAUGUCGGUGUCGUUGAAGAAAGUUUCCUCGGCACUGUCGCUGCCGGCGGGCUGCGGUAUCGGCGGCGGCCUCAGCAAAACAUCGCCCACGGCCGCCUCCUCGCUGCUGUCGUCCGGCAUUUCCAGCUCGAUGAUAACGCUGGCUGGGUCGAUGCAGCAGCCGACCUGCCAGCGGCAAGCGACCUCACUGCAGGCCCUGCUCGAGGGGCGAAUACUGGCGACGGGGCGCACGGUCGCCUCCCUAGGGUUGGACUCGUCCUUGGUGAUUCACGGAAGCAAAGCGAAGGGUGACGGGGUAGUGGAACCGGGGCACGGGGAACGGAGAAGGCAUCAUCAGGCGUCCAUGUCCGACCACCAGCCGUCGACGGCUCAGCUGGCCGCCCUGGCACUGGGCACGGCGGCGGACGGUAGCAGUAGCAGCAAUAAUCAACCACAACCUCCUCCUUCCACUCAUCAUCACGGCGGCCCGGCGGCAGGUGGUGAGCAGGGGGGAAGCUAAAACUACUGCGCCGUUAAGCGCGCGCAGUGCUUUUGUCUCCAGGAAGUCGUCGUCUUUCAUACAGUAACGUAGGAUAAAUAAUCGUGCUUAGCGAAGAGUUUGUGGCGGAGAAGGUACGCGCGGUCUCAGUUUAAGGUGCAAGCAAGCAAGCGAAACGGACGGUGUUUGCUGCAAAACGUGUGCAGAGAGCUUUUUCCGGGCGGAGCAAUGUAGAUAGGCAAAUUGGGAAGCGUGCGGUCUAGCUAUUGAAAGUGUGUUUGUGCUUGAGGCCUAUUACGAUAUAUUUUUUAGUUAAUUUUCUCAUCGUCUGAACAGUUCGAUUAGCAGACGCGAAUGGACAGAAGGACUACCCAUGCUGCUGUUGCAUGGGCAAUUCCAUUGUUACUUUGAAUGGGUAAAGUAACUCACCAGACUUUUAUGUAGCUUAUUUUUUAUUGAAUUUGUUCUCAAACAUAGCCAAUGUUGGACACGCGUAAUUCAUAUCUUGUGAUUUCUAAUCCUCAUCCUAAUAUUCAUUUACACUGCCUUUUAUGUUUAGUAAUGGAUUUGUUUUCCAUGGAUCGGUGGUUCGUUUGGUCGAUAUAUACUAAAAGGACUAAAAGCUGGGCGUGGCGAAUAGUGCGCUGCAUUUCAUCAUAUCCCAUCCCCCGUUGGCCCCGGGGUUAAAGGACUAAAAGCUGGGCGUGGCGAAUAGUGCGCUGCAUUUCAUCAUAUCCCAUCCCCCGUUGGCCCCGGGGUUAAAGGAUCAACGACAUUAGACAUUUGUAAAAGCCCGGGCAUCUUUGUGCGCAAGGGGUAGAGCAUAGUGAAGAGACUGUUUAAAGAUUAACGAAUAACUCAAACGCAGGACAUUGACCAUUGAAGUAUCAACAAGUGCGUGUACCUACAGUAGAUCAAAACAGAACGAUCUGCGUGUAAAAGCAAACAAAUACCAAAAAAGAGAGUGAAAGUUGUGACGAUUUUAACGAGAUUGAGCGUGGUAGUGUUGGAAAUUCUUGACUUUGCAAGGUGAUUUAUUUGGACCCAUACUAACGAACGAAUUGCAAAAUUAACCCCGCCCCGGAGAAUGGCGAUUGUCGAAAUAUCAUUAAAAGAAUAGGCUUUUUCCCCCACGCCCCUCCGCCGAUGGGAUGUACACGUUUGUUGUCAAUCAUUAUUGUCUUAAAGGAUUGAGUGGUCGUGUAGAAGGACACUACGCUGCUUGUUAGCAAAAUUAGACUGAAGAAAAUAAAAUGAAAAGGUGGGUGUGAUAGGGCUCGCCCCGUAAUGCCCGCUGUUUAGUAUGCAAAACUAAAGUAUGCUUAUCAUCCUAGCUAGAGCAAUCGUUGUCGUCGUGUGUGUGCGUGUGUAGGAAAUGUAGUUUAUUUUAGUCUAAUUCUCAUUCCUAUCGACAUACAGGACAUAACAUAAUUUGUACAAUGGAAUAGACUUUACGAUCAUCAACCCCGUUGCUCUCCCAAACACACACACACACAACUAUAGUAUUACUUAGCUGAUAGCGGAAGACCACACACACGCAGCAACUUACUCACGGUCAACCUCAAAAUGCUCAAAUAUUAUCAAAAAUCAAUCACUAUCACCCGUCUGCCCUUCCCACUUGUAUUACACACGAGACACGUGGUAGACGCGCGUAAAAGACGUAAAACAAAACCCGCGUAAAGCGAAACUAACUGCCAAUUAACGUAUAGGAAAGAGCCACUCAAUCGUUUUGAAAAGACACAUUUCGUAGCGACAAUUGGGUGUGUUACCAAGCGAGAAAGCCGAGAGGGUAGAAAGGAAGAAAACAAAAAGAACACAACCAGACACCAUUAAAUAUGACAAAUAAUCCCCAAUGUUGUUUUCCGUUUUUUUUUGUUUUGCUUUACUUUGCUUUGAUUGUAUAGCGCGACUGAAGCGAAGUAAAGCAUGAAAUAGUCCAACCGCUAUUAUUGUGGCGCAAUAUAUUGUAUGCGUGUACAGCAAAGUACAGCAAAAACGUUUAAAGUAUUUAAUCGCCUUCCCACACACACUCACACACGCCGGGUGGAUCCGGAUCUGUCUGUGGUUGCCAGCAAUAAGAGAUUUCGUAUUUCAUGUUCACUAGCUUUUUUUUUGUUUUGUUUUGUAUUAUGUUUACGCUCUGUGUACUUAUGGUUGAUUGUAUGCAGAUGAACUAUAAACAGUGUAAAACCCCCCCGUCUAGCUGAAAUGUGUCUCAACAUUAAGUUUAUUCACAAUUUUGGAAGGAAAACAAAAUCCACACAGAUAAGUGUUUCGUUCAACUACCAAACAAUCAAAUAAUCACCCAAAAUUCGCUUCUCUAAUCGCACUGGUAUGAUAUAAACCGAUGAUAACUGGUAUGAUAACUGGUAUGAUAGAUAAUGAGGGAAACAGUAUGGUAUAAAGACAAAAGGAAAAGGUUUAUAAAGCACACAAAGCGCAAUAUGUCGUUAAGAAGGGACACACGCCACAAGACACAUUGAUCAAAUUAUCAAACAUUGUAACGGCUUAGUGAGGAAUGGAAUGCGUGAGAAGAAGAAAUAGGUACAUUUGUCGUCUGUAUUUGCUGUGAGUUGGUGUCCGUUUGUGUGUCCGCAAGAUGCUGUGGUGUGAUGGACGAUUUUCUAGCCGCGAAACCGAAACUAAGUAAUCAAAAGGACUGCACAUUGUAAGCUAGAAUGAAUAGAGAAGUAAUAGAACCUAGUAGUAGUAGUAUAGUUUUUUUUUUGAUGGGAAGAAAGGGUGCGAACCCCUCAAGUAAGGGUUUGUGACGACCUGGCGAGGAAUAGUAAAAUUAGAAGUGACGAAACGGACAAACUAACUAAAGGAGAGCCACUGAAAACACUCUCACGCACUUGCCAGCCGCAAAAGCAAAAGUGCAUUAGAACUGUAGAGAAUGUACAUCUCAACCAACACACAACAACACUACUAUGCAUGGGAUAGUGGAAAGGAGCAUAAGAUAAUUGUAGAGAUCCUAACCGCAUCAAAUGAGAGCAACACGCUAUAAUUGGUAGAUAAGGAUGGACGGAAAACGCUAUAGCUAAUUUAGAUGACGAACGUGUCACGUUGCAAGAAAUAAGGCAUGCUACUAGGCAAUAAGUCAAAACAAAAAACAA
Anopheles arabiensis is the source of this 8609-nucleotide messenger RNA. RefSeq names its product dual specificity tyrosine-phosphorylation-regulated kinase mbk-2-like. Gene Ontology annotation, molecular function: protein serine/threonine/tyrosine kinase activity; protein serine/threonine kinase activity; ATP binding. The record is from RefSeq and is a predicted model, not a curated record. The coding region runs from base 1771 to 4968 and encodes 1065 amino acids. Gene Ontology annotation, biological process: peptidyl-threonine phosphorylation; peptidyl-serine phosphorylation. NCBI's taxonomy places the organism in Eukaryota, Metazoa, Arthropoda, Insecta, Diptera, Culicidae. Gene Ontology annotation, cellular component: nucleus. The transcript has 3 exons.